This is a messenger RNA of Larimichthys crocea (large yellow croaker), 1952 nucleotides long. Its product is annotated as zinc finger protein 771. Gene Ontology annotation, biological process: regulation of gene expression. The transcript has 2 exons. The record is from RefSeq and is a predicted model, not a curated record. Lineage: Eukaryota; Metazoa; Chordata; Actinopteri; Sciaenidae. Gene Ontology annotation, cellular component: nucleus. Bases 59 to 1183 code for a protein of 374 amino acids.
ACCCGUCGUGCAGUCAGUGUAGUGCAGACAGGCUGCAGGACCUCUGUAACCCGCGGAAAUGUUGAAAAGAGACAAACUAAAAGCUUUGGUCAGUGAGCGACUGUCAGCCGCCGCCGAGGAGAUAUUCAGCAUCUUUGAACAAACUAUUAAAGACUACGAGGAGAUAGUUUUCCGUUCAAAACAGGAGCUCGGCCAACACCGGAGGCUGCAGGGGUGGAAAGCGCCCCUGCAGCUCUCUGUCCGAGAAGACGACGCUCCCUCUGAGCAGGAUCACUGUGAGAAGAAGACUGACCUGUGUGAAGAUGACCCGGAGGCCCUGCAGAUUAAAAAAGAACAGGAAGAGGAACCGUCGACUUCUCAGACAGGUGAAAAUCAGGACGAGGCUGAUACCAAAGUCUCCCCGUUCAAUAUAAUUUAUGUACAAAGAAGUGAAGACGAUGGAGGACAGCUCACACAACAGAACCAGGAAGAUGAAAACAGAGGAGACCGUCUGUACAGCAGCUCAUCUGAACAGCUGAAAUCAGAUCCUGAUAAAGAAGGCUGUGGUGCAUCAGAGCCAACCAGUGACUGUGAGAUGAGUGAAGUCAGUGAUGAUGAAUGUAGAGACAGUGGAGGAUUUUACUCAGGCAUAAACAGGAAGGAUCCACAGCAGACUGGAGAGAAAGCAGACAGACCGUACACCUGCAGCGUUUGCAACAAGAAUUUCCGGAUUAAAUCCAUCCUGACUCGCCACAUGAAGACGCACACAGGAGAGAAACCUUACAGUUGCGGUGUUUGCGGAAAAAGUUUCAUUCAGCGCUCUUAUCUGCAGACUCACAUGAACUCCCACUCCGGACAGAAACCGUACACGUGUAGCUUCUGCGGCAGAGGGUUCACGCAAGUUGGAAACAUGAACGCGCACAUACGAAUCCACACGGGGGAGAAACCUCACAGCUGUACCGACUGUGGUAAAAGCUUUAGAGAGAAAGCAGAUCUUAUCAAGCACACAAUAAUUCACACUGGUGAAAAACCCUACAUUUGCUCUGUAUGCAAUAUGAAAUUCAGCGCUCAGUCUAAUCUCAAGCGCCAUAUGAAGACUCAUUCAGGGGAGAGGCCUUAUAGCUGCACUGCUUGUGGGAAAAGAUUCAUUCGUCGUUCCCAUUUAAUCAUUCACAUGAAGACUCACACAGGAGAGAAUCUCUAGAUUUGAGACACAUAAGAGGAGUAAAACGUAUGACAUAAAAACUUUUUCACUUUCAGAAAUUAACCAGACUUUGUAUAAAUAAUUUUCUCUAUGAACUGUUGCUAUAUAGUUUUGUAUUGUUGAAUAAAGCACUCAACAAGUUGUAGUAUUGUGUGUUUGUCCUAGCGGCGAUAGUUUGUAGCAUCAUUACAUUUUAUUUAUUUUUAAAUAGAACCAUCAUCAGUUUGUCAGUGAUGUUUUUAAGUAUGUUUUUUAUUCUUACUGUCACCAAAUCACAUGAAUGAAAAGAGCAACAUAAUGUAAUAGUCUCUCAAUACUUACAAUACAACUUCUCCUACCAUGCUUCCCUAGAUUUAUCACUAGCUGUAAAGCACUAAUCACUGUGAGCUUUAUUCUUGGGUAGGAUGGCCUGGCUUAGCAACCCACAGGUGCACACACAGGUAUAUUUUCAUAUACAUCAGGGACAUUUCUAUGUCUACAGUUUUAAGUCUUAGACUGGAAUGUAUUAAAGAAAGUUACAAAACUCCAUGAUCUGAUUUUAUGUGUGGUAAAACCAUUUUGAAAGACAGAAUCAGUAGGGUGUCACUGCUUAAACUGAUACUGUUAAAGUCAUGGAUUGUACCAGGCUAACUUUUUUGGGAUGGUAUGUGUUGAUAUAUUGUCUGUUUUGUUUUGUAACUGUUUUAAUGUAGUCAUCCUUAGGUUGUGCUGCUGCUGCUGAAAUGUUUAAUCUCAAGGGGACCUUUUCCUGGUUAAAUAAAAUAAUAAU